AUGAAGAUGCGCUGGCCCUUCGAGAGAUUUGACGGCGCAGUGUGCAAGGCAAAUUUGAAACUAGCGAUUAGCCGAGCGCGAAUGUGCACCAACAGACUGCAAAAUUCCAUUAUACUUCAACGCAAAGAAAUUGCUAGUUUCCUUCGCGAAGGGAGAGAAGAGGGCGCAAGGUUGAAAGGAGAACACCUCCUGCGUGAAUACAGACUGGAAAGGGCGAUGGAGAUCCUCGUGACGGCGAGAGGAUCCUCGUCGAGGGCAACCCCUGUGCGGAGUCUGGAGGGGGAUUGCCCUGUGGGGCCUCACCACAAGGAAGCCCCAACGCUGCCUUCAGCUUUCAGCCAAACAAAACGGGCAGACCUAGUGCGCGUUGAGUUGCAGAGCUACAUUACCACGGAGCGCCGAUGCCCUCCCGACUUGCUUUCGCCGAUCCAUACCCUUCUUUACUGCGAGCCGCGGCUAAGUAUUGACGAGCUGGCAACCGUCCGGCGGCAAUUCGCCGUGAAGUAUGGGGAAGUUUUCGUAGAGGGCGCACUGGUGCACGCGCUCUCUCUCACCCCACCCCUUGAGUUCGACAUUCAGGAACUCCUCUGUGGAAUUGCUAAGGAGUAUUUCAUAGCCGAGUGGAAACCGAGCAUAGCCAUGGAGAUUUGCCAGCCAUGCAAUUUUAUUCCCCAGCCACGAUGCCACAAUAAGCGCCACCAGCAAAAACAACAGCAGCAAGAACAAGAACAGCAACAGGAGCCGCAGCUCCACCAACAACGAGGGAACACUUCCCUGGGUAGUCAAAGGAGCAGAAGCAACGAUAAGCAAGAGGGGGCUUCGUCGUUUGAUGCCAAAGCGCGUAGCAUCCUUACCACUACUGCCUUUCGCAGCAGCGGCAGUGGCAACAACCCAAGUGAAGACAGCCCAAUAUGCUACAAAGAGGCCGCCAGGGCAACUAAGCAGCUUCACAUGGAGGACUUUGUGUUUCCAUUGCUGCAGCCGCCUCCCAAACCGCACUCCUUUUCUCUCGAUGAGGCUGCCACCGAACGCCCCCAGUUGCACAACCCGACUGACUGCUGCCUAUUUGUGCAAAACCGAAAUCCCCUAGUACCAAACAGAUGCAGCAGUAGCAGCCACAACCUCUGGAUACGCCAUGAUUGCAGAAGAGCAGUGAAACAACAUAUCGCCGACUCUUACAAGAUGCUGAUGGGAUAUAUCGACAACUCAGUGAGAACCUGCCCGUCUAGUGCCAGGAUCUCUUACCCAUUUGCCUAA
Messenger RNA from Eimeria maxima, 1257 nucleotides. RefSeq lists its product as hypothetical. Gene Ontology annotation, biological process: protein transport. Lineage: Eukaryota; Apicomplexa; Conoidasida; Eucoccidiorida; Eimeriidae. Bases 1 to 1257 code for a protein of 418 amino acids. The transcript is spliced from 10 exons. The record is from RefSeq and is a predicted model, not a curated record.